AAACCGCCGCGACUCCUCACCGGUGGGAUACAAGCGUGACUGUUGGAGUCAACUGUGUUUAUUUAAUAACUAGCUGACAAAGUGAAUAUUAUCGGCAGUAACGUCCUUAUUUUCCUCCAACAUGGCGACGUCAAUGCCGCAGAAGCGUUACUACAGACAGAGAGCCCAUUCAAACCCGAUGGCGUACCACACGUUUGAUUAUCCAGUGUGUCCUGAGGAGAUGGACUGGUCCACGCUGUAUCCACACUUCUUCACUGCCGGCCCCUCUGACAAAGAGACCCCUCAAGUUGAGUUUGCGGACAUUGGAUGUGGAUACGGGGGUCUUUUAGUGGAGUUAUCUCCACUCUUCCCAGACAAGCUCAUGCUGGGGAUGGAGAUCCGGGUGAAAGUGUCAGAUUAUGUUCAGGAUCGCAUCCGGUCUCUGCGUGAAUCAGAGCCAGGAGGAUACCAGAACAUCGCCUGCAUCCGCAGCAAUGCGAUGAAGUACCUCCCCAACUUCUUCUUUAAAGGACAGCUCAGUAAGAUGUUCUUUCUUUUCCCUGAUCCUCACUUUAAGAAGACCAAGCACAAGUGGAGGAUUAUUAGUCCCACGUUGUUGGCAGAGUACGCCUACACACUGAGAGUUGGGGGUUUGGUGUAUACCAUCACAGAUGUGGAGGAAGUGCAUGUCUGGAUGGUGAAGCACUUCAGUGAACAUCCACUGUUUACACGUGUCUCUGAUGAAGAACUGGUUGAUGACAUCAUCAUAAGUCGUUUGGGUACCUGUACAGAGGAAGGAAAGAAAGUGCAGAGAAACGGAGGGAAGACCUUUCUUGCAGUUUUCCGGAGGAUUGAGGAUUCAAACUAAAAACAGUUGGGACAAUGUAAUGAACUGAAAUAAUGGUCCUAUGCAGUCAUCUAUACAUGGAGGAUAAUGUUGCUCUGUGGAUCUGGAGGCUGUGGCUUGUUCCACCAGCAGAUGAACACUGAUGUCUUUUUUCCAGUGGACAAACAUUUACAGCAUUACCCAAUAGAGGAUUGGUGUUUGAGUUUUUUCAUAUAAUUAACGUAUUUCAUUCCUCAGAUAUCAAAAGACAUCACAAAUCCACAUCUCUGUUCUGAUUAGAUUUCAUGAAGUGUUUUGUAUUGCUUUUUGUAAUGAAUUUUUAUUAUUGCAUUUCACUUCAGUUUCUUUUGCUUAAGUGCUUUUUCUUGUGAAGCUAUAAAUUCUUUUAGUAAAACAAAAAAAAUCAGUGUUGUGUUUUGGUUUAUUGUGGUGGCCAUUGAUACAUUGUAAACAGUAAUGAGAGCAAGAACAGGUGAAUUUAAAACAUAAAAAUUAUAUGUGUGUUUUGGAUACAGUAAUUUUGGGAAUUUUCUCACAUAAAGUAACAGCAGUCAUGUCCUUGAUAGAGGUUCCACCAUUUAACACCGUUAGAAAUGGCAAAAUUUUCCAAGUUUUUUGGCCUCACAGUGUUCAUUUGCAGUAUUGGUGGCUGAAUCAGAAACGGGUUACGCUGAGAAUUUCUCCAACAGUCUACAUCCUGCUUGCAAUGGUCAUUGUCCAGUUUAAAAAUAAACCUGCAUGCUGCAUGUUAA
Molecule: messenger RNA, 1578 nt
Organism: Epinephelus fuscoguttatus (brown-marbled grouper)
Lineage: Eukaryota; Metazoa; Chordata; Actinopteri; Perciformes; Serranidae
Gene: mettl1
Product: methyltransferase 1, tRNA methylguanosine
Exons: 6
Coding region: 122-847 (241 amino acids)
Biological process (GO): tRNA methylation; RNA (guanine-N7)-methylation
Cellular component (GO): tRNA methyltransferase complex
Molecular function (GO): tRNA (guanine(46)-N7)-methyltransferase activity
Source: RefSeq, a predicted model, not a curated record